GGCAGCAUUAGGGAUUUGGAUGGAAUCUGGGUUACUAGGCGUGUCUGCACUGCCGACCAAAGGCAAUUCAAGCGUAUUCCAGGCAAGAAGUGCAGAUCUAACCAAGAAUCAGAAGAAUGUGGCAGGCAUGAUGAUAGAUGAGUCAUGUGGGUUGACAGGAAACUUGAUGAUGAUGAUGGAGCUGAGAAAGAAGGUGAUGACCUUUAGAGACAUCAUUGGAUUUCCUCCAUAUGAUGAAGCUGGUCCCAUGAAUGAGCUGGUGAUAGGAACUGUGGAGGAUCUUCACAAGCUUUAUCCCAUUGUUGUACCCCACACACUGACCUUAGAUAUGAAAGAAGUUUCUUUGUAUCAGGGAUUAGUCUACCUUUACAAUGUUCUGAAAUCUGUUGGAGACUCAUGGGCCACUAAUCACAAGUGGAUAGCUGAUUUUGGAUGCGAUGCAGAAGGAAGCUUGGAGAAUUUCAGUUUGGGGCAACUUGGCGGAAGAGUGUUGGCAAAGCUCAAUUACAUGAUUAAAAUAGCAAGAGAAAUGUUUGAUAUUAUGGAUGAAGACAAGAGGAACAAUGAGGAAAGGACAGAAGACUCUAAUAUUGGGGAUAUUCUCGGUGAAUCCUAUUCAGACAACAAAGUCACCUACCCAUCUCCAAAUAGCCCAACUUUAGAGCUAAGCAUUUCCAUGAUUUACUUCCCACCAACUCUGUCGCCAGUCAGACUUCAGGCAGCCGGGAACAUUGCCAACAAAUCAAUAGCUACAGUAACCAAUGAGGUACUACAAGAUUCCAAAGCUAUAAACGCCAGGCCUAAAAUUCCAAACUUUAAUUCAAAUAGGAUGGCUAAAGCAAAAGAACAAGCAGUGACACCACCAUCAAUGCCAUCUAGCCCACCUCAAACAGUGUCAGUAGCAGCAGUAUCCUCAAAAUUUACUUCAAAUAUGAUGCCUGGAGCAAAAGAACAAGCAACGGCACCACCAUUGCCACCAUCACCACCUUCCAAUUUGCCUUUAAAUGUAACCACAGCUCCACCUCCACCACCCAUUUUGCCUUCUAAAGGUUCAGUGCCACCACCACUGGCACCCAUGCCAAUGACAAAGGGAGCUGCCCCACCGCCUCCUCCACCACUUGCUGUGGCAAAGGCACUGCGCCCCAGGAAAGCAAAUAACAAAUUGAAGCGAUCAACCCAUAUGGGCAACUUGUAUCGGACACUUAAGGGAAAGGUGGAAGGAUCUAGUUUACAAGGAAAAAACUCUCAGGGAAGAACGUCUGCCAUUGGGGAUUCUGCUGGUGGAAAACAAGGAAUGGCUGAUGCAUUAGCAGAGAUGACAAAGAGAUCAGCAUAUUUUCAACAGAUUGAGGAGGAUGUUCAAAAGCACGGAAAAGUAAUCAUGGAAAUAAAAGUUGCCAUUAGCUCCUUCCAAACAAAGGACAUGGAUGAGUUACUUAAAUUCCAGAAACAUGUGGAGCAACAUCUAGAGGAAUUGACUGAUGAGACCCAGGUGCUGGCAAGGUUUGAAGAUUUUCCAAUGAAGAAGCUGGAAACAUUAAGGAUGGCAGCAGCUCUGUAUUUGAAAUUGAGAGGAAUAGCUACGGACCUGCAGAACUGGAAAGUAGCGCCACCUCUGAGACAGCUCCUUGACAAGGUUGAGUCCUACUUCAACAAGAUCAAACGGGAACUAGAUGCACUGGAACGAACCAAAGAUGAAGAGUCUAAGCGGUUUCAAAGUCACAAUAUUCAUUUUGACUUCAACAUUUUGAUGCGAAUCAAGGAAUCUAUGGUAGAUGUCUCUUCAAGCUGCAUGGAGCUGGCACUUCAGGAACGAAGACAAGCAAAGGCAGCAGCCAAUGCAGAAACUGGGUCCAAAACUAAAGGCACGACAAAAGCAUGUGCAAAGAUGCUUUGGAAGGCAUUUCAGCUCGCGUUUCGGGUCUAUACCUUUGCAGGUGGACAGGAUGAUCGAGCUGACAAUUUGACCAAAGAAUUAGCUCAAGAAAUAGAGAAUGAGCCUGAACAAAAGUGACACAUUCUCCACCGAGAUAGUAGUACAUUGCUAUAUCUCAUCCUUGGGCAAUAUAAUUCACCAAAAUCAGGACCAUUUGACUGGGUUAAAAUGUAGAGCAACAACUGUCUUCCAGGUACCACUUCUGUAUGAGUGUAUAACUCAACAAAAUGUAGUGUACCGAAGUUAUAGUAAUAGACAGAGAUUUGUCAUUGCUCUCAGCAUUAUCAAUAUCAAA
Messenger RNA from Vitis riparia (riverbank grape), 2231 nucleotides. RefSeq lists its product as uncharacterized. The record is from RefSeq and is a predicted model, not a curated record. Gene Ontology annotation, biological process: chloroplast organization. Bases 20 to 2014 code for a protein of 664 amino acids. Gene Ontology annotation, cellular component: chloroplast outer membrane. The transcript is spliced from 9 exons. NCBI's taxonomy places the organism in Eukaryota, Viridiplantae, Streptophyta, Magnoliopsida, Vitales, Vitaceae.